CCUUCCGGAAGAGCCACAUGCUCAUGCUUAAUCCGGGGUCGCUCGAUGUGCAUAAAUGCCGGCAAUGCCUGCCCCCCCCCCCCCUCCUGUCGAGAAAACAUCGAAAUCCUCUCGAAAUCCUCUUGCUCUGCGUCAACUCUAAGCAGUAGAAGCCGACUUCUACAAUGUCGGCCAACAUGGAGGAAGGAAACAUGAGACGCAAAUCUCUAGAUGAAGCUGCAAAGCACGUUGUCCGGAGCAUCCGGAUCCCGCUAGCUGUCGCCUUGCUAGCGUUUACUAUCGUUGUCGCUGGUGCAAUCAGUAUCCCUCUCGGUGUUCUUUCGUUUAAGGGAGCUGAUCAGUCUAUUGACGAUGUGACGCAUGUUCUGCGGACUCGUCUAGUGGGCGAAUUUGAAAGUUCCGUACGAAAUCUGCUAUCAAAAUGCCUGAGCGCCGCGGACGACACGAGGAGUAGCUUCGUUGUCAACAAGUAUAUGCGUGGCUACCUUACGAAUAACAACCUCCCUCUGGACACUUAUGAACAAGAAUUCCUGACGUCGUUUAUACAACGCGCCGAGAGAUAUCAGAGUACCAUGGGGAUAGCCGUCGCCAUGGGCAAUCCAGGCAACCUUCCCGAGCAGUACUUUGUCUCCAGUGCCGGAGGUUUCGGUAAACGAUGCCACUGGACCGGCAACGCAACGGGAUUCGAGUGUUUAACCGGCCUCUGGCUCGUGAACAAUUCGAUGCCAUACGAUCCUAAGAUCAAUAUGAUGGCGUUUGGGCCUCCCGGGGCGCCUCCUGUUUGGGAGCUUCAGGCCGCUGAGAAGCCCAAAGUCGUCCCCGUCAACGGUGUGUGGGCUCCCGGGAUGUUCAUCACCCUCGGCGGAAAGCUGCUGGGGGGCAAGCAAUGUGCGCAUUAUACUUGGGCGAGAAACCCCCCACCCGCCUCGGGUUUCGGUUCGGAUUGGGAUAUCGAAUACAGCUCUGUGUAUAGCAUUGACGUGAUUUCUGAGUAUCUCGCGGGGAUGAUAGCAACCCCGAACACGAGGAUGGCUUUGAUUGAAAGCAAUGGUGAUAUAAUGGCCACAAACAAAGCAGGUGCUCAGUACAACGAAAAGAAAGACGGCUCUGCUAAACUGGACACAUGUACAGACCCCGUUCUGAAGGCAGCAGGAAAGGAAAUCCUGAGCCGGUACAAAACAUACACAGAUACCCCCGCCACUCUGUCUGAGGUAUUCAAAAGUGAGCAGAACGGAAACGUUUUCCUGGAUUUCGUGCGCCUGCAGGACGAGACCAAGCUCGACAUGAUUGCUGUCCUGGCCGUUCCGGAGGACGACCUGCUGGCGGUUAUGAAGAAAAGCCGGAAGACUGCAGCUAUUACGGUGUCUGUCAUCGCCUCGUUGAUGAUACUCCUCGCCGGUGUGGCUAGCUACCUCUUCACCUUGCCGUUGAAGCGGCUUACCAAUGUUAUGGUUGCGGUAGGUUCAAGGAGGAGCUGCUCAUCGGUGCGGAAUGCGGCGAUCUCGUCGUCGCUUUAUUCAAUUUUUUUUUGCCUUCUCAAAUAGGCGACGUCAUUCGACUUCUCGAGUGUCCGCGACAAGGAACAGGCGGCUAAGCGCUCCUUCAUUCGUGAGAUUUCGACUAUGGAGAAUGUGUAUGUGAAGUGCCUAGGUUGCGCGGUGGGAGGAUUACUGUUCUACUUUCCUGAUAUAUCCCUUUUUCUUUCAAACCAGCUUUGCCACGAUGCUCUUGAAGUUCGCCAAGGCGAUCGAAUCGAACAAAUCCUUGAUGGGUACCAAGAAUGUCACGAGCGUAAAGAGUGCCAGCGCCAACGACAGUCAACAAACACCGAGUGGCACUCGUCAUUAAAAUCUUGAGAGAAGCAAGGGAAAUCCAUUGUCACUGUUGGCAGGUCCUCCCUGCUCGUACUUCAUGUGGGGGGCAGGGCUUUUAUACCGUUCAACGUGUGUGUUUUAUCAAAAUCGAAGAAUCUUUGCAUCGCGCUGUCAAAUCCUGUUAGUGG
This is a messenger RNA of Fimicolochytrium jonesii, 2002 nucleotides long. RefSeq lists its product as uncharacterized. The transcript has 13 exons. Bases 165 to 1544 code for a protein of 459 amino acids. NCBI's taxonomy places the organism in Eukaryota, Fungi, Chytridiomycota, Chytridiomycetes, Spizellomycetales, Powellomycetaceae. The record is from RefSeq and is a predicted model, not a curated record.